Molecule: messenger RNA, 1065 nt
Organism: Ceratitis capitata (Mediterranean fruit fly)
Lineage: Eukaryota; Metazoa; Arthropoda; Insecta; Diptera; Tephritidae
Gene: MAGE
Product: melanoma-associated antigen D4
Exons: 5
Coding region: 148-804 (218 amino acids)
Cellular component (GO): nucleus
Source: RefSeq, a predicted model, not a curated record
AAUCUACGGCUUAUUCAUAAACAUUCCUCUAUUAAGCAUUUAGUUGUGCUUCGAUUAAAAUAUUACUACCAUCACCAAGUGUUUAUUUUAAUAAAUCCAAUUGGCGCUAUUUAUAUUGUUUUUAAAAAGUUUUUGGUUUAUAUAAAAAUGUCAGCAGAUGAUAAAAUCUUACAAUGCCGCAAUGAUAUUAUGGUUUUUGUAAUUAACAAUGUGGAAAAUAAAAUCCCCUUAAAAGAGGAGGAGAUGCGUGAUAUAUUGGACAAAGAUAAACUUUUGUACAAGCAAUGUUUUCCGCUUGUUGUUGAAUCCUUGAAAAAGGUACAUGGCAUAAUUUUACAUAAAGUACCGGAAUCGAAAAAAUACAUUUGUUACUCGGAGCUGACUGCAUGCUCGACAGCGGAGUAUGAUCAAGAGCAGUGUCGUCAUUUGACAUUGCUAUUUAUUAUACUUUCCUACUUGCUGAUGAAAGAUUGCUGCGUAGAUGAAGAACAACUGUUCCACUUUUUAAAGAAUAUUCGCAUAGAUAUCGAUGAAGAACACGUAUUUUUUGGGGCAAAUCUGAGAAAGCUUAUUGCUGAUACAUUCGUGAAGCAAUUAUAUUUGAAACGUGAAAAGUCCGAUUCGGAAACAGAAAUGGAAACAAAAUAUGUAUAUUCUUGGGGUUAUCGCGCCACUAUGGAAUUCCCUCCAGCUGACGUGCUGCAUCAAACUGCCGAGAUACUUGGCAAAGAAGCCAGAGAAUUUGUUGCUGUUUACAAUAAAUACUGUUCGGACAAGAACGAGGAAGCCAUGGCUGUAGAAUGACAUUAAUUAAAAGCGGUUCCAGCUGCAAUAAUGUUAUAUAUACAUUUGUAAAAGUAUUUAAAUGUUGUUAAAAUAGUUUUAACGUUGCUGUCAAUGUGUACACGUAUAUUUAUCUAAACGCCUAAAUGCUAAACCAGGCAAAUGACUGACUUUCUAUAAAGGAAAAGGAAAAUUUACUACAUUUUCGCAUUUGCCAGUCAUUUAUGUGUUUGGAUAAAAACUUGUAAUAAUUAAAGUCAAUAAAUUAUCAAUUAAACAUAA